Messenger RNA from Dama dama (fallow deer), 2183 nucleotides. RefSeq names its product chaperonin containing TCP1 subunit 2 (gene CCT2). Gene Ontology annotation, molecular function: ATP-dependent protein folding chaperone; ATP binding; ATP hydrolysis activity. The record is from RefSeq and is a predicted model, not a curated record. Gene Ontology annotation, cellular component: cytosol; chaperonin-containing T-complex. The transcript has 16 exons. Lineage: Eukaryota; Metazoa; Chordata; Mammalia; Artiodactyla; Cervidae. Bases 326 to 1933 code for a protein of 535 amino acids. Gene Ontology annotation, biological process: protein folding.
UCUUUUCCGUCUUGGCGGGUUCUACUCUCAAACCUCUGGGCCGCAGGCACGAUGUCCAGCCCUCCCCUUCCUGUUUGUCGUAGGUGCCAACGCAGAGAGCAGGGCCCCAGUCAAGGCCCCGCCUCGCCAGUGUGACGGGCAGUCUUUCCGACCCUCAAAAUGCUGCCCCCUCCCAUCCCCCGUGAGGGCGGUGCCGGGACGGGAAGCGCGCCCGUCGAGGCUCCGCCCCUUGCGGCAGAGCGUGUGGCGUCACUUCCGGCCUCUCUUCCCUCCGGUCACGGGCACGAGCUGUGAGGGGUUAGCGUGUGCCGACCUCCUCGGAACCAUGGCGUCCCUUUCCCUUGCACCUGUUAAUAUCUUCAAGGCUGGAGCUGAUGAAGAGAGAGCAGAGACAGCUCGCCUGUCGUCUUUUAUUGGUGCCAUUGCUAUUGGAGACUUGGUAAAGAGCACGUUGGGACCCAAGGGCAUGGACAAAAUUCUGUUAAGCAGUGGACGAGAUGCAUCUCUUAUGGUAACCAAUGAUGGUGCAACUAUUUUAAAAAACAUUGGUGUGGACAACCCAGCUGCUAAAGUUUUAGUAGAUAUGUCAAGAGUUCAAGAUGAUGAAGUUGGUGAUGGCACUACCUCUGUUACUGUUCUUGCAGCAGAAUUGCUGAGGGAAGCAGAAUCCUUAAUUGGAAAAAAGAUUCAUCCGCAGACCAUUAUUGCGGGUUGGAGAGAAGCCACAAAGGCAGCAAGACAGGCUCUAUUGAAUUCUGCAGUCGACCAUGGUUCUGAUGAAGUUAAGUUCCGUCAAGAUUUAAUGAACAUUGCAGGAACAACACUGUCCUCAAAACUUCUUACUCAUCAUAAAGACCACUUUACUAAGUUAGCCGUGGAAGCUGUUCUCAGACUAAAAGGCUCUGGUAACCUGGAGGCAAUUCAUGUCAUCAAAAAGCUAGGAGGCAGUCUGGCAGAUUCCUAUUUAGAUGAAGGCUUUCUGUUGGAUAAAAAAAUUGGUGUAAAUCAACCAAAACGAAUUGAAAAUGCUAAAAUUCUUAUUGCAAAUACUGGUAUGGAUACAGACAAAAUUAAGAUAUUUGGCUCCAGGGUGAGAGUUGAUUCUACAGCAAAGGUUGCUGAAAUAGAACAUGCAGAAAAGGAAAAAAUGAAGGAGAAAGUUGAACGUAUUCUUAAGCAUGGGAUAAAUUGCUUUAUUAACAGGCAACUUAUUUAUAAUUAUCCUGAACAACUCUUUGGUGCUGCUGGUGUUAUGGCUAUUGAGCAUGCAGAUUUUGCAGGCGUGGAACGCCUCGCUCUUGUCACAGGUGGUGAAAUUGCCUCUACCUUUGACCAUCCAGAGCUAGUGAAGCUUGGAAGUUGCAAACUUAUUGAGGAAGUCAUGAUUGGAGAAGACAAACUCAUUCACUUUUCUGGGGUAGCCCUUGGUGAGGCUUGCACCAUUGUUCUGCGUGGUGCCACUCAACAGAUUUUAGAUGAAGCAGAAAGAUCUUUGCAUGAUGCUCUUUGUGUUCUUGCCCAAACUGUGAAAGAUUCUAGAACAGUUUAUGGAGGAGGCUGUUCUGAGAUGCUGAUGGCUCAUGCCGUGACACAGCUUGCCAGUAGAACACCAGGCAAGGAAGCUGUUGCAAUGGAGUCUUAUGCUAAAGCCCUGAGAAUGUUGCCAACUAUCAUAGCUGACAACGCGGGCUACGACAGUGCAGACCUGGUGGCUCAGCUCCGAGCUGCCCACAGUGAAGGCAAGACAACUGCGGGACUGGAUAUGAAGGAAGGUACCAUUGGAGAUAUGUCGAUACUGGGUAUAACAGAAAGUUUCCAAGUGAAGCGGCAAGUUCUUUUAAGUGCAGCUGAAGCAGCAGAGGUGAUUCUACGUGUGGACAACAUCAUCAAGGCAGCACCAAGGAAGCGUGUCCCUGAUCACCAUCCCUGUUGAGCAUUCCCGUAUGCUGUUGAGCUCUGGACCAGUUCAUAGUAAAGUUGUGUUUGAAAGACUUUGACUUCCUGAAAGAAGAAUAUAGAAUUGAAGUUUAUCUGUGGCUGUUAUGUCCUUAAAUUUGGACAUUUAACUGACCUUCUAUUUUAACAUGGGUCUAAUUUAUUUGCUGUUUCAUUUUCUAUAAAAUUCAGUUGAUUUAAGAGUUCAUUCCUCAUACUGUGCAUCAAAAUAAAAGUUUGAACAAUUA